Molecule: messenger RNA, 2399 nt
Organism: Sinocyclocheilus grahami
Lineage: Eukaryota; Metazoa; Chordata; Actinopteri; Cypriniformes; Cyprinidae
Product: RNA-binding protein Nova-1-like
Exons: 4
Coding region: 1-1335 (444 amino acids)
Molecular function (GO): RNA binding
Source: RefSeq, a predicted model, not a curated record
AUGGAGGAGGGUGAAUAUUUCCUGAAGGUGUUGAUUCCCAGCUAUGCCGCUGGUUCAAUCAUCGGUAAAGGGGGGCAAACCAUCGUGCAGCUUCAGAAAGAGACUGGAGCCACCAUCAAACUGUCCAAAUCUAAAGACUUCUACCCAGGUACGACAGAGCGUGUUUGUUUGAUUCAGGGUACGGUGGAAGCUCUGAAUGGAGUUCAUAACUUCAUUGCUGAAAAAGUUCGUGAGAUGCCUCAGAGCAGUCAGAAGACCGAACCAGUCAGCAUUCUCCAGCCACAGACUACUGUUAACCCUGACCGUGUUAAACAGGCUAAACUGAUCGUGCCCAACAGCACAGCAGGACUCAUCAUCGGUAAGGGUGGGGCAACAGUUAAGGCUGUGAUGGAGCAGUCGGGAGCCUGGGUACAGCUUUCUCAGAAGCCUGAGGGCAUCAAUCUGCAGGAGCGUGUCGUGACAGUGAGCGGGGAGCCGGAGCAAAACCGCAAGGCCGUGGAGAUCAUUGUUCAGAAGAUCCAGGAGGACCCACAGAGCAGCAGCUGUCUCAAUAUCAGUUACUCCAACAUCACUGGCCCUGUGGCCAACUCCAACCCAACCGGUUCCCCAUUCGCUAACUCUACAGAGGUGUUACCCAACGCCGCAGCAGCAGCUACAGCCUCCACGCUCCUUGGCCAGGUGGGUCUCGCAAGCAUGGGUGGGUUCCCUGCGGCCAUGACAAGUUUUUCCGGUAAUGAUCUUCUUGCCAUUACAUCUGCUCUGAACACUCUGGCCAGUUAUGGCUACAAUACCAAUACACUGGGGCUUGGCCUCAACCCGGCCGCUGCAUCUGGGGUGCUCGCUGCCGUUGCAGCUAGCGCCAAUCCAGCGGCUGCAGCUGCUGCCAAUCUGCUUGCUACUUAUGCCAGCGAGGCUACUGGAGGGGGCGGCCACCCUGGCGUACCUAGCUUAGGGGGCUUCUCACUGGGCUCCCUAGCGGCCGCUACAGGGGUGUCUAAUGGUUACCUGAAUGCCUCAUCCCCACUGGUGGCAUCAUCUCUGCUGGGCACAGAGAAGCUGGCAGAAGGUGGAAAGGAAGUGGUGGAGAUCGCUGUGCCAGAGAACUUGGUCGGUGCUAUCUUGGGAAAAGGCGGCAAGACUCUCGUGGAGUAUCAGGAGCUGACAGGGGCACGAAUUCAGAUCUCCAAAAAGGGAGAGUUCAUUCCAGGCACACGCAAUCGCAAGGUGACCAUUACAGGGUCGCCGGCAGCAACGCAGGCCGCCCAGUAUCUCAUCAGCCAGCGAAUCACAUACGAGCAAGGUGUCCGUGCCACCAACCCUCAGAAGGUGGGCUAGGGAUGGACAGGAGUGGGGAGGAGAAUGACGAAAGAGAAGGAAACCAGAGAGAAUGAAUAGAUGACUGAAUGAAUGAAUUCGAGAGAGAACGGGAUGGGUUGGAGUGAGAAACAUGUCCAAAUACUUAAACACAAAAUAAGGAUGAUUACAAAACAAAUGAAAAACGAUCUGAUGGAACUGUGGAUAGAUAAUCUGAUAAUCUGUGGAUAAUAAUCUGAUUGGGGAGAAAUGUGAUAUUUUGUGACUGAAAUUUUGCUGUAUUUUUAAAGUUGUGUUACGUUGUGUAGGUCCGAGUAUCGUGCCCUGGGGCACUCAGAGGAGGAGGAGAUCAAACCUCACUUCCUCUCUCAUAGCCAGGGUCUUUUUAAUUCUAUGUUCAACUUUUGGCUUCCAUUGCAGAACCCUCACAGUUUAGUUCAUAUCUAAUCCACACCCUGAGCAAGGAGAUUGGAGUUUGAAGCAGUCCCCCUUUUGAUAUCAGUAAAUUGAGUCUCUGAAACUGUUGUGUAGGCCUGAAAUAAAAAGGAAGAUACCUAUAAAAUAUUUCCAUAGGUAAUCUUGGUUUCCCCCCUUAUUGUUUUCAACUGAGACUUAAUCUCAAACACCUGCUGAAAGAUUUCAGUCUGCAUUACAUUACUAAUAUCUCUGUGACUCUCCAUUAUGGUCAGUUCACAAUCAGCCUCUUUUAGAUUUACUCAAACCUGUGAUUCCAGGUUGACCUGAAUGUAAAAGUACUUCCUGAAAUUGUUGUUUUUUUUAAUAUGUAAAUAGAGUAUCAAAUUGAGAUGCUGUUGAAAGUAGAUAACUAACCUUCAGCCACAGACAGACAGAGACCGACAUCAUACAUCAAAGUUUAGAUACUCAGCAUUAGAGAACUGGAAUGUAAUACACAUAUAUACAAGUGCAGUUUAGUCACAGGAUCCCACUUUGGUGCUAUAAGAAAACACAUUUGAAGAGAUUUUGUUGUCGUAUCUACUGAUUUUAGUAUUUAUGGGAGAGUUUCUCUGAGCCCUCAUGAAUUAUUGGGGGCAUUUUGCGAUUUACUCACGAGACUGAGAGCGAGU